AUGGCAGACGGCGCCACUCCGAUCAUCAACUACUUCAACCAACAUUCACUACGGAGGAAGACACCCAACGGAACCAUCGAUCAUGGCUACGACGGGACGCCGACCCAGCUGGCUGCUGGACCACCGCCGCAAAAGUACCUGAACCUGACCCCGUCGGGAGACGUCUUCCCCAGUCCAAGCUCCGGUCGGUCCCUGAGCGCCAUGAACAACAACAGCCCGUCGUGGUUCUCCAUCUCGCAGUCGCCUGGUGCGGGCCGUACGGAGAACGAUGCGUUUCGCCAGGCGGUCGACGCCGCCAGCGGUGGCUAUCGCACACAGGGGAGCCUGGGAUACAGUCCGGGCUAUGGCUCCAUGAUGCCAUCGCCGUCUGCCCAGAUGCACGCCAUGAGUCUGAGUCCUUCAUUACGCGGGCCCUUCGGCACGUAUCCGAACCCGAGUGCGGCCAGCCCAGCAGUGCCCUCGCCCUUGGGGUUCAACCCCUCCACGCCGCUCUAUGCCGAUGGUCCUCUUGUCGGCUUCCCUCAGCCCAUGGUCUUCUCGUCCGGCUAUCCGCCACAUAACAUCCCCUAUGAGAGUGGCUUCGUCGCCGUCCAGGCCCCCUUGCCUCAGGGGGCCCUGGUUGGACAGGGCUACGGCCAAAACUCGCCGUUCCAGAUGCCGUACAUGCUGGACGACGGCUUCGCGCGACAUUCUCUUCCCUCUACGCUGCAGUCCCCCCAUCGCCUGCAGAACAACCUAUCGCUUGCCUCCAGCCCUACUGCCGCCGCAGCCGUCGCCGCCGCCGCCGCCUCUGCUGCUGCCGGUGCUGGUGGCAAUGCAGGGGAUGGCUCACAGCAGAACUUCAAGGAGAGCGUCCUCUUGUCUGCCCACAAGGCAUAUUCCGACCUCGUGACACACGCGACUCGCCUCAAGAAGGUUCAGCACGGCAGGACCGCCUCGAGGUCGCUCAAGAGCAUCAUCUUCCCAAGACCCCCGAAGCACCUGGUCUCGAGGCCUGCUCCUCACCUGCAGAGGUCCCCCCAGAGCUUUCCCGGCGCGGUGGCAGGGUACCUUCACCCUCAUCAGCCCACCGUGACGGCAACCGUGUACGGCAACGUGAUGCUCCAGUCGAAUCCACGCGAAAAUGCCAAAGCCUCUCUGGAGAUGCUCCGCAACUUGUGUGAACAGACGAACUGGCAAUGGAUAGACGGCAUGUUGAUGGGUGGCUGUCUGUGCUACAGCCUGGAGCGUCAUGAGGACGGUCUUGAAUGGUUUAAGAGAAUUGUCGUGCUGGACGAAAAUCAUGUGGAAGCACUUUCCAACAUAGGCGCGACCUUGUACUGUCUCAACCGCCUGGAUGAGGCAGAACGGUAUUGGAACAGGGUCAUCGACACACGACCAGACUAUCUUGAGGCAGUCGAACAUCUCGUCGGGCUGCUGGGAUCCACGCAGCGGAAUCGGGAGGCCGUCGAGAUCAUAGAACGUGUCCAGCAUAAGCUGCGUAUCCAACCAUACGAUGAACUGCAUCGUCAGAAGCGACACAAGAAGGGUAUCGGUACAGACUCUGCUCAGGCUGGCGAGAUGACACCGCUGCCCAACUCAGACGAAGCGCUGGCAGCCCAGGCUGUCCGCAAGCUUCACGUGUCUACCAGAUCGCAGGAGGACUUCGGAUCCAGUGGCUACAACAUACCGGCCAGUGAAAACGGCAAGAUGUUGGGCCUCAUUCACGCCAAGGGCAACAUGCUCUACACGCUGAGACAGAUUAAUCGUGCGUCCAUGGAUUUUGAAGAGGCCGUGUUAAUCAGCGCAGGUCGGGAUCUCGGCUGCAUUCAGAACCUGAUCAGGAGGAUCCAGCUGGUUUUAGCCCCUAGGCCGAACGGAUCGCAACCUAUACAACGACAGCAGCAACAGCAGCAGCAGCAACAGACACCACUCUCCGCUCCGCUGUUGCUGGCGCCGGAGGCGGCGAAGCGGACUGCCGAGCUCGUCUUCUCCAUGACCGGUGGGCAGCUGCCAGGGCUUCGAUACGUGGCCGACGGCGCCCAGAAGAAAACAGCCAUGUCCACGACGAGUAAUGCUCUCCUGUCACUCGCCAAGAUCUUCCAGGACGCCAUGUCAUCUGGUGCCUCGAAUGUCGGUCCAACGGCGCAGCCCAGCAGCGUCAGCGACAUUCUGGCGCUGUACUACUUGUCCCUGUCUCUGCAGGAGAGUCCGUCCACCGCCAACAACGUCGGCAUCCUCCUCGCAAGCGUUCAGCAGGCCGCACCUGGGCCUGCUACGGUGUCUGCGUUUGCCUACUCCCAGCGGCUUCCCGGCAUUACGCAGGGGAGUGGCCUGGAGCUGGCCCUCGCAUAUUACCAGUACGGUCUAUACCUCGAUAAGCAUCACGUCCAUCUUCACACCAACCUGGGCAGCCUGCUCAAGGACAUCGGCCAGCUGGAUCUCGCCAUCCAGAUGUACGAGAGGGCGGUGGAAUGCGAUGGCACCUUCGACAUCGCCCUGACCAAUCUCGCCAACGCUGUCAAGGACCGAGGGCGUAUUGAGGAAGCAAUCAGGUUCUACAGGCGGGCUGUAGAUGCAAACCCCGAGUUUGCCGAGGCUGUAUGUGGACUCUCGACGGCAUUGAACUCUGUGUGCGACUGGAAAGGACGCGGCGGCGUGUACCUAAACGGUGGCAAGUUCGACAGGUGGCACGUUGACGCCAAGGGCAUGCUCGUGGAUGCACAGGAGAGCCGCAGCGGCUUCGGUCUCAUGAAGAAGGUGGUUGAUAUCGUAGCUCGUCAGCUCAAGGAGGCCUCGAGGUGGGGGGUCGGCACCACCACACCGGCCGCCCUGGCCCAGCUGGUCUCCCUGCUCACUGCGACCGACGUGCCCACCAUGGAACCGUCGCUGGACCUGGAGUCAGAGCUGCAGGCAUGGGCGGGCAAGCCGUGGGAAGGAUCCAAGCUGCUUCGGCUGAUCGAGCGGUUAACGCGCACCACCACGCGGAAGUGGUAUCUGGACAGGCACGUGCGCGGGGUUGAAUCGCCGCGAGGCUACCCCCGCGUCAGGCCUCCCAACAGCCUCACCAUCCCGUCCGCGCCGACGGUGCUACCGUUCCAUACCUUCACCAAUCCACUGACGGCCAAGGACGUGCGGCGAAUCUCGCAGCGCAACGCGCUCAGGAUCUCGUGUUCCACGCUCCGCUCACCCUGGCUGCCAAAGUCGGUCUAUCCGCCACCUGCUCCGCCGAAGCCUUGCCUCAAUAUUGGUUAUGUGUCCUCCGACUUCAAUAACCAUCCACUGGCUCACCUCAUGCAGUCCGUCUUCGGCUUCCACAACCAGGCCCGGGCAAAGGCCUUCUGCUAUGCCACUACGGCGAGCGACAAGUCGGUGCAUCGUCAGCAGAUCGAAAACGAGGCGCCUGUCUUCCGGGACGUCAGCAGCUGGUCCUCCGAUAAACUGGUCGAGCAGAUUGUCAAAGACGGCAUCCACAUCCUCGUCAACCUCAACGGCUACACAAGAGGUGCGCGCAACGAGAUCUUUGCAGCUCGACCGGCUCCGAUUCAGAUGUCGUUCAUGGGCUUUGCGGGCACCCUCGGGGCGGAAUGGUGCGAUUAUCUCCUCGCAGAUACCACUGCCAUCCCCCCCGAGACGCUGCGGCCGUACAGAUCCAACCUGACCUUGAGCGACGUCUUCCGCGACGACGCCGAGGGCGAGGCCGAGGACUGGGUGUAUUCUGAGAACAUCAUCUUCUGCAGGGACACCUUCUUCUGUUGCGAUCACAGGCAGUCUGCCGACAUGAUAGAGCGGGGUGUGACCUGGGAAGAGGAGCAGAGUCGUCGGUGGGUGAUGCGGAAGUCCAUCUUUCCCGAUAUCCCGGAUGAUGCCAUCAUCCUCGGCAAUUUCAAUCAACUAUACAAGAUUGACCCUACAACCUUCCGCACAUGGCUACGAAUCCUCGACAAGACACCCAAGGCGAUUCUAUGGCUCCUCAAGUUUCCAGAGUUGGGCGAGCGCGCUCUCAGAGAGACAGCUGAAGAGUGGGCACCGCAUGUUGCCAAGCGCAUCUAUUUCACCGACGUGGCACCCAAGCAGCACCACAUCUCUCGUGCCCGCGUCUGCGACUUGUUCCUCGACACGCCCGAGUGCAACGCACACACCACAGCGGCUGAUGUCUUGUGGUCCAGCACACCGCUUCUCACCCUCACCAGGUACAAAUACAAGAUGUGCUCCAGGAUGGCCGCCUCCAUCCUGAAGGGCGCACUGCCCAGGAAUGCUGCUGGCAAUCAGGCCGCCACGGAUCUCAUUGCAGAGGAUGAUCAAACCUACGAGGAAAAGGCUAUCAAGCUCGCCAACGGGAUCUCGUACCGUAUGUCCCCACAGGGCUACGGCCAGGCUGAAGGUCGGCUGUGGGACCUGAGGAAGCUUCUGUUCGAGGCGAAGUGGAGCUGCGCGCUCUUCAACACCCGGCGUUGGGUUAGAGAUCUUGAGGACGCAUAUGAGGAGGCGUGGAGAAGAUGGGUGAACGGUAUUGAGGGGGAUAUAUAUUUGUGA
Molecule: messenger RNA, 4515 nt
Organism: Cryphonectria parasitica EP155
Lineage: Eukaryota; Fungi; Ascomycota; Sordariomycetes; Diaporthales; Cryphonectriaceae
Product: family 41 glycosyltransferase
Exons: 4
Coding region: 1-4515 (1504 amino acids)
Biological process (GO): protein O-linked glycosylation
Molecular function (GO): protein binding; glycosyltransferase activity
Source: RefSeq, a predicted model, not a curated record